Protopolystoma xenopodis is the source of this 276-nucleotide messenger RNA. Lineage: Eukaryota; Metazoa; Platyhelminthes; Monogenea; Polystomatidea; Polystomatidae. The record is from the annotation of a GenBank genome assembly.
AUGACCAGUGAAGAGAGAGCCGAGGCCAUCUGCCGAAACACACUUGGAGCCUAUACUUGCCAAUGCCCUGCCGGCUGGUCGGGCGAGUUCUGCCAGGUACCACCCACCCAGUGGCCGGCUGGUUACCAGCCAAAGCGGCUUAAAUCAUUGUCUGAGCAGGCGGCUGACUGGCGCCAAUUGGCGGACAAAAGGCAGGCUGAGAUAGACUCAGCAGUCGCCGCGGCCGGGGUGGCGUCAGCUUCCGACAUGUCGUCGGGACGAGAAGGAGUCGUGGAG